UUGAGUGCCAAGACUGGGAGGGACUACCCGGGAGCGGACGGAUCCCAGACUGAGAGCUGGUGGGUUCCUGUGGCCAGCUCGGGCAGUUGUGCAGAAAGAUCGCGUAUAAGCCUGAGAAACUGUGAGUGACCCCUCUACCCUGGCUGUGGGCGCGGCAGGAGUGAGUAUUGAUUUAGAGCUGGAGGGCACCUUGGAGUUCAUCGACUAGUCCCACCCUCUCGUUUUUUACAAUUGAGGAAACUGAGGACCGGAAAACUCCAAAUCCAGCGUUCUUGACGCCGCCUCUCUCUGCAAGAGGCGAAGUGGAUUCUGCUCAUCCUCUACCAAGGAUCCGAGCUGUGGUUGUUAGAAGAGCUGCCGCACGACCGAAGCCACGUGUGAGAUGUGCCUGGUUUAAGAAAUUCCUGAUUUGUGGAAGGUACCUACCCAAGAAAUUAUGGACAACUAUUCAGCAGCUACAGCAGGAGCCAAAGAGCACUCUGUUCUUGGGGAACAGAAAAACAGAGAGCUAUCUCUUGAAGAUUGGUUACAAAAAUGGAAGGUGCACGAAAUUGGAUUUCAUAAAGAAGAUGGACACAAGUUAUUAAGAAAAUACAUGAAUACAUUUCUUAAUGGCAGGAAUGGACUCAGGGUAUUUUUCCCUCUUUGCGGAAAAGCAGUUGAAAUGAAAUGGUUUGCCGAUCUGGGCCAUAGUGUAGUUGGAGUAGAAAUCAGUGAACUGGCCAUACGAGAAUUUUUUACUGAGCAGAAUCUAUCUUAUUCAGAAGAACCAAUUGCAGGAAUUUCAGGAGGCAAAGUAUUUAAGAGCUCAUCAGGGAAUAUCACUUUAUACUGUUGCAAUAUUUUUGACCUUCCCAGGGCUCAUGUUGGCAAAUUUGACAGGAUUUGGGAUAGAGGUUCCUUAGUUGCUAUUAAUCCAAGUGAUCGAGAACGCUAUGCCAAGUUAAUGUUGUCUCUAUUGGAAAAGAGUUUUCACUAUCUCCUGGCUAUUAUUUCAUAUGAUACAACUAAACAUUCAGGCCCACCAUUUUAUGUUUCUGACAGUGAAGUUAAAAGUUUGUUUGGCUCAAGAAGUAAUAUUCAGUUUCUUGAGAAGGUUGAUGCUUUAGAAGAAAGAUUUAAAGAACGGGGAUUUGAAUAUUUUUUUGAGAUUUUAUAUCUCUUUACAGAAAAGUAAAUGAAAAUUAAAACUGCAUGAGAUUUGAUAAAAUAUCCCAAAUCUUAAAUGUCUUUACCUCCUUCAACUACUAAAGGUGAUUUUGUGACCUAAAAAUGUAAUCAGCGUAUUUGAAAGUUUUUUUCAAUAACUCCAAUUACAUGCUACUUGUAUCUAUUGAAACAUUUAUGUAACUUUUUCAAGAAAUUUGUAAUGGGGUUUCCAGUUUACUAUGCUUCUGAUGAUUUUGAUGUUGAAAUAAAAUAUAUUAAUUUAAGCAAAAUUUGGAAAUAAAAAAUUAUUCUUGCUA
Messenger RNA from Gracilinanus agilis (Agile Gracile Mouse Opossum), 1466 nucleotides. It is a transcript of the gene TPMT, whose product is annotated as thiopurine S-methyltransferase. The coding region runs from base 437 to 1177 and encodes 246 amino acids. Gene Ontology annotation, molecular function: thiopurine S-methyltransferase activity. Lineage: Eukaryota; Metazoa; Chordata; Mammalia; Didelphimorphia; Didelphidae. The transcript has 9 exons. The record is from RefSeq and is a predicted model, not a curated record.